AUACCUAAAGCACGUUGACUAGAAAGUAGCGAGCAACGUUGAGCAAGGUGGUGUAAAUUUUACUCCAUAUCGUUUUUUUAUAUGAAAUAAUAUAGUUAACAAUAUGUCAAAGUCUAAGGAAAAUAUAUCGGAAGUGACGGAAAAAAUGGGAGAAGUUGAAAUCGAAGAAACGGGUAAAAAAUUGACCCACAAGGAGAAGAAGAAGUUGAAAAAACAGCAAGAGUACGAAAAAACGGUGGAACGUAUGACCAAAACUGGUGGUCAGGGACACAGUGAAUUGGAAUCAAAUUUUACAGUUUCUCAAAGUCUUGCACAAAAUCGUGGUGCCCAACAGCUAGACAACGCAGUCGAUAUUAAAGUAGAGAAUUUCAGUAUCGCUGCAAAGGGUAAAGAAUUGUUUACGAAUGCAAGUUUACUCAUUGCACAGGGCAGACGGUACGGUCUAGUCGGACCAAAUGGUCAUGGAAAAACAACUUUGUUGCGUCACAUUGCUAAGCGAGCAUUUGCUAUUCCUCCAAAUAUCGAUGUCCUUUAUUGUGAACAAGAAGUUGUGGCUGACGAUACACCAGCUGUAGAAGUUGUACUUAAUGCCGAUGUGAAGUGCAAGGAACUCCAGAAAGAGUGUAAACUAUUGGAAGAAAAAGCAGAACAAGGAGAUGAGUCUGUUCAAGCAAGAUUGCAGGAGGUAUACGAAGAGCUGAAAGCGCUUGGUGCAGAUUCUGCAGAACCUAGAGCACGAAGAAUUCUUGCUGGUCUUGGAUUCAGUAAAUCAAUGCAAAACAGGGCAACGAAGAAUUUUUCGGGUGGUUGGAGAAUGCGAGUUUCUCUAGCGAGGGCUCUCUUUGUUGAGCCAACUUUAUUGUUGUUGGACGAGCCGACAAAUCAUUUGGAUCUGAACGCAGUCAUUUGGUUGGACAAUUAUCUCCAAGGAUGGAAGAAAACUUUGCUCAUAGUUUCUCACGACCAGAGCUUUCUGGACAACGUUUGUACUGAUAUUAUUCAUUUGGAUCAGUUCAAGCUAUUCUAUUAUAAAGGCAAUUACAGCAUGUUCAAGAAAAUGUAUGUUCAAAAGAGAAAAGAAAUGAUCAAAGCCUACGAGAAGCAAGAAAAACGAAUAAAAGACAUGAAAGCAUCGGGUCAGAGUAAAAAAGCAGCUGAGAAAAAGCAAAAGGAAGUUUUAACAAGAAAGCAAGAAAAGAAUAAAACUAAAUUGCAGAAAAAUGAGGAAGAAACUGGACCGCAAGAACUGUUAGCAAGACCACGAGAAUAUAUAGUUAAAUUUAGUUUCCCGGAUCCACCGCCUUUACAACCACCCAUUCUUGGGCUUCACAACGUUACGUUCGCUUACGAGGGCCAAAAACCCCUAUUGAUCGAUGUCGAUUUUGGUAUCGAUUUGUCUUCUCGAGUAGCUAUCGUUGGUCCCAAUGGGGUCGGAAAAUCUACGUUCCUGAAACUAUUGACUGGUGAUCUUAGUCCGAAUUCUGGAGAACUUAUUAAAAAUCAUCGAUUGAGGAUCGGCAGAUUUGAUCAGCAUUCAGGAGAGCAUUUGACAGCGGAAGAAACGCCAUCCGAGUAUUUGAUGCGUUUGUUUGAUUUGCAAUACGAAAAGGCACGGAAGCAAUUGGGAACAUUUGGCCUGAGUUCGCACGCUCAUACGAUACAAAUGAAAGAUUUAUCAGGUGGACAGAAGGCUCGUGUUGCGCUGGCUGAGUUAUGCUUAAACGCACCAGACGUGGUGAUUCUUGACGAGCCGACGAAUAAUCUCGAUAUCGAAUCGAUUGAUGCACUUGCCGAUGCAAUAAACGGUUAUAAGGGUGGUGUUAUAAUAGUAUCUCACGACGAGCGCCUUAUCAGGGACACCGAGUGUUGCCUUUACGUUAUCGAGAAUCAGUCGAUCAACGAGAUCGAUGGUGACUUCGACGAUUACAGGAAAGAGCUGCUGGAGAGUUUGGGUGAGAUAAUCAACAAUCCGAGCAUAGCUGCGAACGCCGCGGUUCUUCAAUGACGGAAUCGAGGACUCUAGAUAUUUGGCAAAAAAAAAGAAGAAUAAAGGAAAUAUUUCGGAAACAAAAAAAGCAAAAACUUUCCGCGAAACGAAAUAGCGAUGAAAAAAUAAAUUAUAUAAUUCUAUAAAAUACAAAUGAUUGUUUGAAUCUUUGUUUUCUUCUUUCUUUGCGAAAUAAAAUAACGAAUUUUUUAUUAAAA
This is a messenger RNA of Venturia canescens, 2205 nucleotides long. RefSeq names its product ATP-binding cassette sub-family F member 1. The coding region runs from base 104 to 2005 and encodes 633 amino acids. Lineage: Eukaryota; Metazoa; Arthropoda; Insecta; Hymenoptera; Ichneumonidae. The transcript has 5 exons. Gene Ontology annotation, molecular function: ATP hydrolysis activity; ATP binding. The record is from RefSeq and is a predicted model, not a curated record.